Molecule: messenger RNA, 1513 nt
Organism: Acanthochromis polyacanthus (spiny chromis)
Lineage: Eukaryota; Metazoa; Chordata; Actinopteri; Pomacentridae
Gene: star2
Product: steroidogenic acute regulatory protein 2
Exons: 7
Coding region: 305-1144 (279 amino acids)
Biological process (GO): intracellular cholesterol transport; regulation of steroid biosynthetic process; steroid biosynthetic process
Cellular component (GO): mitochondrial intermembrane space; mitochondrion
Molecular function (GO): cholesterol binding; cholesterol transfer activity
Source: RefSeq, a predicted model, not a curated record
AAUUCUAACCUGCAGAUAAUUUUGCAAUAUAAAAUUGUAAUUUUGACUGUGCAUGAAAACACGGAUUAAUCAGACUGUAGUUCACUAUUGCUGCAAGGUCUCACUGUUGAAUUUCUUUGCUGCCUUGUGUCCAAAGCUAUGUUUUAGUUAAUAAAAUUCUUGUCAAGUCUGGCCUUCAUGACAGAAUUCAGAGCAGGUCCUAUCUUCUACUCUUGGCCUUAUCUCAUUGGAGCGUCCUUCAAAAACCAUAUAAAGACCACAUCCGCACUCUGUUGCUUUGCUGUCAUUUCCAAAGACAGACAACAUGCUGCCUGCCGUUGUAAAGCUGUGCUGUGGAAUCUCUUACCCUCAUUUAAGAAGCAUGACAGGACUUCAACACACAGCUUUGGCAGUAAUAGGUCUGGAGAUCAUUGACCCGCAGCGAUGGGGACGAAUCCAACAUCACAGGAGACCACAAGCCUUUUUAAACUUUAAUGAGACCAAACCAGAACAUACAAAGCCUGCACCAGCCACAGAAGAUGAGCUGUUCUAUGUGCAACAAGGUCGAUGUGCAAUGAGCAAAGCUCUCAGCAUAUUGGAGGACAAAGAAGGAUGGAAGCAUGAGAUCACAGAGAGCAACGGCGAUGUGAUCUGUAGCAAAGUGAUGCCAGGGGCCAGGAAGGUCUUCAAGCUCGAGGCUGUCCUGGAGGCCAGUGUGGAAGAACUCUAUGACCUCCUGUUUGUCAGAGUUGAGGAGAUGCAUCAGUGGAACCCGUGUAUACAGCAAAUCAAAGUUCUAAAACAUGUUGGACCGGAAACAAUCGUCACUCAUGAUAUUUCAGCUGAGACAGCCGGCAACCUGAUUGGCCAAAGGGAUUUCCUGACUGUCAGACACAGCUGCAAACAAAAGUCCGCCGUUUUUCUCGGAGGAGAAGCGAUUCAGCUGGAGUCAUUCCCACCUCAGGCAGGCUUUGUGAGAGCCGAGGAUGGACCGACCUGUAUCAUUAUACGAGCUCUGGACGAGGAUUCAACAAAAAGCCGCUUCACAUGGCUUCUUAACAUAGACGUAAAGGGCUGGCUCCCAAAGUCCAUUGUCAAUCAAGCUUUGCCUCGAAUCCAGUUGGAUUUCACCAGACACCUCCGCAAACACCUCAGCCUGAGCUGACUGACUCUGUGAGACACCGUCACCUCAGAGGAACACCGGGGAGACGGAGGCACCGUGGUGGCCUGGCUGUUCGGCAAAACACUUUUGACAUGUGAAGAAUCAAAAGCCCAAAGAGACACUCGAUCGGCUUGGGGAGACCAACGCCAGCCUGGCCAAAGGAAGCUGGCUUACAAUAGGAAUUAAUGUCACACUGUGCUACUCAAAACUCAUUAAGAUUUACUAGUUAAGAGCCAUAACUUGUCUCUUGAUACAUGACUCCCUGCACGACUGGACAGACUUAAUAAAGUGCUUGAACGUACCUAUAUUUUCCGAUUUAUUUGCACCCAUUGCAUUAGGAAUAACAUUUUGAGGACUAUGUUAUUUGAAACA